ACCGGGAACCCCCCGAUGCGCCGGGCGCGUCUGCGAGUCCCACGGAGCGGGGCGGGCGAGGCGGGGCGAGGCGACUCGUCCCGGGGCUGGGGGGAGGUGGCGGGCGUCGCGGUGGAGGCGCCUGGCACACGGGUCCCGCCUUCCCCCGGCCCCCCCUCCCUGCGGCGGGUGGUGCGGCCCGCUCGGAGAGGGCGGGAGCGGCGCGCCCCGCCCCGCUCAGUGACACAGGCACCGUGUGGGGAGGCGCCGGCGGCGCGGGCAGCGGGACCGGGCGUCGUAGCGGCGGCGACUGCGAGCCGAGCCCGGAGCAUGGCAGGGGCUGGAGCCGCUGCGGAGGCUGCUGCUGCUGGUUUCCCUCCUUCGCCGCCUCCUCCCGCCCGCCGGGAACUUUUCCUAGCGGAUGGUGGCGGUGCCUCCCCCCGGUGGUGGCAGCGGCGGCGGCGGCUGCUGCGUUCGGCGGUGCCUCCCGGGCCGGGGCUGGGGCUGCUGGGGCUGGUUUUCUCUCGUUUCUGCUGCAGUGCCUUAGCUGGACCAGUUGUUGAUCCACAUGUGACAGCAGUUUGGGGGAAGAAGGUUGCACUGAAAUGCAUAAUUGAUGUAAAUGAAACAAUAACACAAGUUUCUUGGGAGAAGAUAUAUGAUAAAAGUUCACAGACUAUUGCUGUUCAUCACCCUGAAUAUGGAAUAUCUGUUCAAGGAGAAUACCAAGGAAGAGUGGCAUUUAAAAACUACUCACUUACUGAUGCAACAAUCAUCUUAAAAAAUGUAAGCUUUUCUGAUGCAGGAGAAUAUGUUUGCAAGGCAGUUACAUUCCCACUUGGAAAUACACAGUCGUCAACAACUGUAACAGUAUUAGUUGAACCUGUUGUGAGCUUAACGAAAGGACCAAACCCUCUAAUAGAUGGUGCAAAUAGGACAGUAGCAGCCACUUGUACAGCAGCCACUGGAAAACCUGCUGCACAGAUUGACUGGGAAGGAGGCCUUGGUGAAAUGGAAUCCACCUCCACUUUGUUUCCAAAUGAAACAGUGACGGUUGUGAGCCACUAUGUGAUUGUCCCUACACGAUUUGCAAGAGGAAGACGCAUAACUUGCGUUGUGAGGCACCCUGCCUUUGAAAAGGAGAUACGAUACCCUUAUGUGUUGGACAUACAGUAUGCCCCAGAGGUUUCAGUAACUGGUUAUGAUGGAAACUGGUUCAUUGGAAGAGGAAAUGUUCAGCUCAAAUGUAAUGCUGAUGCAAAUCCAUUACCUAUGGCAUUUACGUGGAGCAGGUUGGAUGGACAAUGGCCUGAAGGAUUGUUGGCUGUUAACAAUACUCUGCAGUUCAGCAGCCCUUUGACAUACAACUACACUGGGACUUACAUCUGCAAGGUGACUAAUGCCCUUGGUCAGAGGAGUGAUCAGAAGACUAUCUACAUAUUAGAUCCUCCUACUACUACCACUCGACUGCCCACGGUUCCCUGGCAUCCUUCGACUGAUGGCACCACAGGUUUAGCAACAGAACCUAGAAUAAUAAAUUUCCCAACAUCAACCUUGCCAACAAAGCAGGACGACACUUGGGAUGUGCCCUUUAAGCAGACAUCUUCUGUUGCUGUAGCAGGGGCUGUGAUUGGAGCAGUCCUUGCUCUUUUUAUCAUUACCAUCUUUGUGACAGUGCUGCUGACCCCAAGGAAGAAAAGGCCAGCCUAUCUUGACAAAGUGAUUGAUCUGCCACCCACUCACAAACCAGCCUCAUUUGAGGAGAGAGCAUUGUCAGUACCACAGAAAGAAGCUAUGCUUCAGAAAGAACAUUUUGCUUUGCAGAGCCAGUACAUAGAGAGAGAUGCUGGAAACUUGCAGCACAUGAAUGCUGUGAAUGGAAGGCAACUUACUUGUGGGGAUGAAGAGCUACAGGAACAAGAGGGUCUUCAGCCUAUGUAUCCUGUUUAUCAGCAGACUUACUCCAAAAAUUGGAGCAACAGAUACCCACAAAACUCAGGAUCUGGAAGAGUCUACAUCAAUCCAAGGGAACAUUAUGUAUGAUUCUUUACCCAGAUGUCUUUAACAAGGAUUUAAAUACCUGUUGAAUAUAUGACCCUCAUGUCUUGUUGGCUUUCAUCUCUAAAAUAAUUGGAGUUUUUUUCAUGUGUGAAGAAAUUGUAUGGAUAAUUUUAAAUAGGUGAACUAUUUGAGACUUGCCUCUAGUCUUUGGUAUAUCUGUGUUUUUGUAGUAAUAUCAAUCUGCCAAAUGAGAAGAGCCACUUAGCUUUAUUAACCUUCACAGUUAUAAGCUGUAUAACCUGUAUUAAUUGGUUGGCAUAUGCCAAAAUGUAGUUAAGGUUUUUCUCUGGGAGCAUUCUCUAGAUAUUUUACAAUAACUUUGUGACAUUAGCAGUCUCAGGCUGAGACAUUUUUUUCAUCUUAGAAAACUUGGGAUAUGAUUUUGACUGCCCUUAGCUAUUGAUUUCUCAACCAGCUCUACCUCUCUCAGUCAAAUGAACAACUAGACUACCUCUCAAAUACUGGCUGGUCCAUAAACUACACUGUUUUCCCUCCUUGUUAAAAGUGAAGCAAUUGCCUUACAUCAAAAGCUUUUUAUUGUCUGUUGAUUCUGCCUGUUGCUGGCUUUGCUUUUACAGUUAGAUCUACAUGAAACUUAGCUGAAGGCAGUAGAUAGCUAGCCUGACAGAACUUUCUGUGAGUGUCUUUUGUGAAGCUACAUCUUACCCUUAAAUUGCUAUUUAGCUGUUUUCCCAAGUAUGACUCCUAUUUUAGAUGCUGCAGAGUUUAUUUUCCUUGGUAAUAAAUACAUCCCUUGUUUUUUCUCAGUUUGCAACCAAACUGCCUGUGAUGUGUUCUUAUGUCUUAGCAAGAAAAGAAAAGCUUCAGUCAACUUCAAAUGAUUGUCAGCACUGUCAUUUAAUCUUAGCCAGUAGUGUGAAGUAACUGGAGAAUGAUGUUACCAGUGCUAACAGUAUCCCACAUGAAUCUUUAUGUGUCUGUGGUAAUGCUUAAAAAAUUAAGCAGGAUCUUUCUAGAAAAAUAAGUUUUCCUGUAAACUCUAAAAACUAAAUAUUUAGCAAGUAAAAAAUAUGUAUAUAAUGUGUUAGUGCUGAAAUGAGCUCAUAGGGCAAUCUUAAAAUAUUUUAAGAGAGUAGAAAAAUGAGUUGUGUCUAAAAUUUACCAGAGAAACUUAACAGACUUGAGUAUUCUCCAAGUAUGUAUGCACAUAAGUACAGAAUGAUGAUUUUUGGUCAGGUGACAUGAAGGACAAAAUGUUCAGAAUGGCUGUGUCACACUGAACUAGCUGUUGUACAGAACUGAACAUUACUUCUGGGAUAUUAGUGUGUUUCUCUGCAGAUGGUUGGGUUUUUUUUAGAGGCAAGAGCCAAGCUGUAGAAGCAGCAGAAUAGAAAGCUAGUAUAGGUGAGUGUGCUACAGGCAGGGGCCAUUGUUAAACCUGUAUUCAAUCUGCAUUCAUCUCCACCACAGUACAAGUUAAUGAGAUCCCUGUCCACAGUAGGGCCAGGUAAAUUAAAUGCUUCUAGCUUGUUGCAGGUAGCAGCUAGAUUAUGGCUUGGGUGCCUGUGUUCUGGACACUGUAGAAGUAGAUAUUAGCUGUUCUCUUGCUAAGCAGCUUUCUGUUAAAUAUAUAGUUGAAGCUGACAACUGAAGGAAUGGCAAAAAGAAAGGCUGGACAGAACCUGCUUCUCGGAAGAUAUAUCUGAAGCAUUGUCACCUUGCUUUUCUCUUAGGAACUGGGCACAUUCAUGUAAAUUGAGCAGCUGUUUUCAAUUUUAAAGUUUCCCGCUGUAUUUGAGACCUAAAGAAGGGCUUGUGUCCCCCAAAAAUGUUUUUCCAUGAUGUUAAAGUAGCUACCUCUUCACAUGAGUAUUGUCUCACCCAUCCUUACUGCAGCUCCAAAAAGCAUCAGCUGUCAAAACAUUUGAAACAAAACAGUGUCGUAGCCAAAUGAAUGACACAACAUUGAGAUGAACUGUAUUGCUUAAGAUAAUUUGAUCAAUAUUACUGAACAAAAACUUGAUACCAAAAAUAUUUGAAUAGAUGUUCUAGAAUGGUUCAAAACUGUUGUGGCAGUGGUUCCUCUUCAUUCAUUAGUAUAAUGUGGUCUUGAGCAGGUGAUCAUUUCAAUCCCUUUUGUAAAAAACAAUUACUUUGGUUUCAGACUCAGACCUCUUCUACUGCUUUUUAUAUUUGCAGAUACUUUUUUUUUUUUUUUUUUUUGAAGAGUUAAAACUUUGGGGGAAUGAAGAAUGCUGUCAACAAAGCUAUAAUUGUUUUUUUAAUUUGUAAAAAUAGCUUAAAAAAUAAAAAUUUAAUCCGACUGUGUUGUCCAAGUUACAUAUCAAGAAACUACAGAAAGAUUUGCAAACUGCCCAUCAGGAUGUGGUUUGCCCUGAAGUCAUUAGGGAAGUACAUAAUCACCUACAGGUUUAUUACCUGUAAGAAAUGGUUUAUUUGUAAUCUGUUCAGGGACAUUUAGUGUAUUAGGUUUUUGAAAUGUUGCUUUUAGUUUUAAGGGUGGCUGGAUUUGGGGGGAGGGCAUUUGGCAUAGAAUGCUCAAAAGAUAACAGAAAAAGUGUCUGCUGAUUAGGCUUUCUCACUGAAAGGAUUGUACAUAUAGAAGUAAGUCUGAUCUGCUUUUUUAAGAUGUAGAAAAUGUCCUUUUUUAUUUUUGUACAUUUUCAAAUGCUUGUAUUUGUAAUUUGAUUGGAAUAAAAACAUUAAAAACAUAAAAUUUUCUUCUGUUGUUAAGAUUGAUUAAAAUGCAAAGUCUGGUAAAAUGCAUCCACUUUUUUGGUGGUAUGUUUCUUCUGUGAUUGUAUAUGCAGAACAUGUUUUUUGUCCUAACAGUACCAGUUUGGAAUAUUGUGGUGUUGCAUGCUGAAAUCCUUUCAACUUUUGUCUUGUAUAACAGGAAGCAUGUGUGAAAAUCCUCCAUUUAGGUGAACUGAACACCCAAAAUCAC
Oenanthe melanoleuca is the source of this 4969-nucleotide messenger RNA. It is a transcript of the gene NECTIN3, whose product is annotated as nectin cell adhesion molecule 3. NCBI's taxonomy places the organism in Eukaryota, Metazoa, Chordata, Aves, Passeriformes, Muscicapidae. Gene Ontology annotation, biological process: homophilic cell-cell adhesion; symbiont entry into host cell; heterophilic cell-cell adhesion. Gene Ontology annotation, cellular component: apical junction complex; adherens junction. The coding region runs from base 16 to 2022 and encodes 668 amino acids. The record is from RefSeq and is a predicted model, not a curated record. The transcript has 10 exons.